Messenger RNA from Corapipo altera (White-ruffed manakin), 254 nucleotides. RefSeq names its product deaminated glutathione amidase-like. The annotation marks the transcript as partial. The record is from RefSeq and is a predicted model, not a curated record. NCBI's taxonomy places the organism in Eukaryota, Metazoa, Chordata, Aves, Passeriformes, Pipridae. The transcript has 3 exons.
GUCCGGAGGGGAAUGAUGUCUGUGCCCCCCCGUGCCAUGGUGGCCGUGGCCCAGGUGACCUCGACCCCGGACAAGGAGCAGAACUGGUGCCAGUGCUCGGCGCUGGUGCGGGAGGCCGCGGGCCGGGGGGCCCGGCUCGUGUUCCUGCCCGAGGGCUUCGACUUCAUCGGGCACGGCCCCGAGCAGAGCCUGAGCCUGGCAGAGCCCCUGGACGGGCACACCGUGGGCAGGUACCGCCAGCUGGCCAGGGAAUG